AUAAGCCAUGAAAAUGAAAUAUUGCAAGAUUUAUAUCAGUUUAUUGUUACUAGGAGCGUGCCAUUUGUUAACUGGUGACGAUGAGCACUCGGAAGAUUUAGAAUACUUCUUGUAUGAAGACAAUGACGGCCAUCUUCAAGUAGAGUAUCUCCUAAAUACUCGUCUGAACCUUACAUCUUCCGCAUCCGAUGUAAAAUACCUUUUUCUUCAGUAAAUCCAACCCUGACAGUGGCGUUGAGAUUCACAGCAACAAUAUCGAGAAAUUGGACAAGACGUCAUUUACACCAAAACGAGAAACUAUUUUUGUCAUCCAUGGAUGGAAGGGAAGCCAUGAAGCAGAUGUUAACUCACAUGUCAGAGAAUAUAUAUUAAGGGACCAUGAUGUCAAUAUAUUCGUCGUAGACUGGAGUCCAAUUGCCGGAAAAAGUUACACAACAGCACAGGGUUCAGUAAAACAGGUUGGAGAGUACGUAGCAGCUUUCGCUAGAUCCCUACAUGAAGAAUAUAGAUUACAACUUGAUAAGUUGAAAUUUGUAGGCCAUUCCCUUGGAGCUCAUAUCUGUGGAAAUGCUGGAGCUGCUUUAAACGGCCAGGUUGACAGAAUUGUUGGUUUAGAUCCAGCUGGUCCUCUAUUUAAAGAUUACAACAAAGACAACCGUAUAGACGAAGACGACGCAGUAAAUGUCCAAAUCAUCCACACCAAUGGAGGACUGCUGGGGUAUUAUGCUCCAUGUGGAGAUUCUGACUUCUAUCCUAAUGGAGGAAAAUCGCAACCAGGUUGUGGAAUUGACAUAGCAGGAAGCUGUGCUCACUCUCGGUCAUACGAACUAUACGCUGAAUCGCUUACUAGCACAGCUUUUGUUGGACAACGGUGCGAUAGCUAUUCAGACUACGAAAAGGGUAAAUGUCACGGAUCAAAAACUAGCAUGGGAAUGUUCCAAAUUGAUAAACAUGCCUCUGGUUCCUACUACCUUCACACCAACAAAAAAUCUCCAUAUGCUCAAGGUUAAAAGUAUUUAUUGUAAAAAAGAAUUAUUUAAUCAAUAAAGUUUAAUGU
Messenger RNA from Diabrotica balteata, 1057 nucleotides. The record is from the annotation of a GenBank genome assembly. NCBI's taxonomy places the organism in Eukaryota, Metazoa, Arthropoda, Insecta, Coleoptera, Chrysomelidae.